Messenger RNA from Closterium sp. Naga37s-1, 1014 nucleotides. The record is from the annotation of a GenBank genome assembly. NCBI's taxonomy places the organism in Eukaryota, Viridiplantae, Streptophyta, Zygnematophyceae, Desmidiales, Closteriaceae.
AUGCGUUUCGAUCCGGUCGGCCUGUCGCUUCCCAAUCAUUACCCGAUCGCUCGCUCUGCCAUUCCCAUCGGGCGUACUGCUCCGUUCGCGCAGUAUUCCUGCGAAUUCCGUUCCGCAAAUCCCGCUGCUUCUCGCAACGUCCUUUCGCAGUGCAAUCGACCACGCUGCCUACUCAUUCGCCGUUUUCCGCGCUCCCGCAAUCAGAUAACCAUGAGCGCUGACGUGGCGCAGACGGCUGACGUGGCAGAACCCGCUGAUUGGCGGGUGCUGAUCACGUUCGACGUGGACGGCACGCUGAUCCACUCCGUCGGCUCUGAAUCCAAUAAAUUACAUAAGCGCGCGUUCGCGCAUGCGAUGAAGAAGGUGUUCGGCAUCCAAGGCACCAUAGACGCGAUUCAGCAGCGCCACUUUUUCCUUCCCCCGAUCUUUCCCUUCCCUGACUUCUUCACCUUCCCGUAUUUCCGUCUUUCCCUCUCACCCACCUCCCCCUUUUCAGCAACACUUUUUCCUUCCCGCAAUCUUUCCUCUCCCCCCGUUCCCACCCUUUCCCCCCUCAACCCACCCCUCACACCACGGCAGCACGGACCAGGCAGUGCUGAUCAACACGCUCCGGUUCUACAGCCCCUCGAUUUUCCAUCCCCCCUUGAGCACCACAUUUCCCUCCCCCAAUCCCUCCUUCCCCUCUUCCCCCCCGCCCCCCUUUCUCUGUUGAACCCUCCCCCCCUCCCCCGGCAGCACCACGGCAGCACGGACCAGGCAGUGCUGAUCAACACGCUCGAGUUCUACGGCAUUCCCAGACACGUGACGGGCAACCUGGAGGCGAUAGCAUGGCUCAAGAUGGCAGGGCUGGAGGUGGCUUCGCUCUUCACCGCGCCACGCAUUGGAGGGUUCGGGAGCGACCACAUGGAUCGGGGAGAGCUGGUUCGGAUAGCAAGGCAGCGAGCAGAGGAGAGAAUUGCGGGGCCACCCUUUCGCCUGCAUGCACAUGUCGGGGACACAGUAAGAUAUGCAUAA